This is a messenger RNA of Chara braunii, 5301 nucleotides long. The record is from the annotation of a GenBank genome assembly. NCBI's taxonomy places the organism in Eukaryota, Viridiplantae, Streptophyta, Charophyceae, Charales, Characeae.
GCUACUACAGGAGCGCCCAAAUUCAAUUCCGCAGCCGAUAGCUGGGCCAAGUACUGGUGGUGAUCAGAACAGAUACCACACUUGAUCUUAGCCAAAGGACCCAACCUGCCUAUCUCUCUCUUCUCUCUCCCUAUCUCUAGGGUGGCAGGCUGGCUUCCCCGAAAACAAGGAAGAAGUGUGGCAAAAAUUGUGGAAGGACGAUUGCGACGAAGCAUUGGAACUUAGUGGGUCACUGAUGGGCACUCUCUGUUCGCACGAUGUGGCUUCGUUUCCAGCCACGAUAAUGGACGGGAGGCGCAAGGCUGACUCAGAAGAGAGAGAAAGGAAAUUGUGGGGAGAGGAGGAGGAGGAGGAGGAGGAGGAGGAGGAGGAGGAGGAGGAGGAGGAAGAGGAGGAGGAAGAGGAAGAGUGGACAGAAACGAAAGGAAAGAGGACGGGAAGAAAGACGCAGAGCUCAUUGAGUGAUCCGUUGAAUGGCCGAUCGACGGACGUGAUUGAAUCAAUCAGCGAAACCAAUGGAACCAACCAAGAAAGAACUAUUCAAGAUGGAGCCAACCAGGCUGCCACCCACGUGGACAGAGCCAGGCAGUGCGGAGCCACGCAGGCGGAGAGAAUUCGAAGGCAGCGGAAGAGUGUGGCAGAUUUUCGGGUCAACCCCCCGGAAUUCGCCUAUGUGGACCUCAAGAAGCACUUUGCGAACGCAAAAGAACGGGUGAUUAAACUCGAGACUCACAAGGAGAUUCCGGCAACGCCCUAUGAACGGGGCCCGCGAAGAUCUCUCACUGGUUAUAUUCCAUCCAGGCUCAGCAUUAAUGCUGGAGAUCCUGGUGGGGGCCAGCAUCGUCCUCGCGCCUCCAUUGUUGAGGGGGACCCUACAAUGCUCAUGUUCCUUGAAGCGAGCCUUGCAGCGCAAGCCCAUGAGCAGAGUCAAAUGGAAGGUCAUUUGUCAGAGGCACAACCUGGCGUCUCGCCUAGAAUGUCCAUCAAUCGUCGAUUUAGUAGUAUAAGCCACUCGUCCGAACCCACAGAUGCAAGACGUUUGUCGCAACGAGUAGGUGGAUCACAGUCAUCUCCAGGGGAUCCAACUGGGAGAAGAGAAUCGGGGUCAUCUUCUGGUUUUACUGCUGCAGAUCAGCAUGGUAAGAAAGGUGAGCGCAGAUUGUCUGCAGCUUCUUCCUCAAGCCUUGAACAGCGGAAGCGACAGUCUGUUUCCAUAUCUGAGGAUAGGCCUUAUGAAGGACAAUUGUCGGUAUCAGGUCACCCUGUAGAGCAAGCUGGGGAACCCAGUCGGCGGAGCUCCUCAACUUCCACCGCUUCAAAGAAACGGGUCUCAAUCCUCAUGGGCUCCACACAACAGGCAGCAGCUGGAGACUCAGCAGAUGCAAGAGAUAAUCCCCCAACAAGAGUGCACAAGGACGACUGGGGUAGCACGCAACCUUCGUUGCUUCUGGAACAAAGUGAUGCCACCCCUUCUCAUCUUCUUGAGCGUAUUGAUCGCAAUUCCGCCGAGGGCCUUCUCUUGAGUCCUCAGCAUGUGAGCCAACGAAUGGCAGCACUACCGCCUGACCUGAUUGACAACACUAUUGCAUCUAUAAACCGCUCUGUGCCCAGCUGGUCCCCACAACCUUCGAGCUCAGUUGCAGGGCCCUCGGUGUCGCCUGGAUCUUCACCUGAUGAUCCCGCAAUCCCGAGUCGGCGGUCAUUGCAGCCCUCUGGAGGUAUUCUGCGUAAGACGUCCCAAGGUGAUAAUUUGCAUCCCAAUGCGGCGAAGAGUUCACCUCCCACUGACAGUGCGGUAAGGCGGCCUUCGAAUGCAAAGCCAGGGGCCAGUAAAGCAGAGGGGUCUGCAGACCAUCCUGCUGGUAGCAGUCAGCAGAAGAGAUUGAGUAGCCACUCGGAAGGAGGAAGUGGGGGUGCUCAUCAGAAGAGUUCCACACAGAGCGGGGGUGCUGGACCCAAUAACAGGCAAGACAGAGUGACAAUUGAGGAUGGGAUUACAUCAAGCACACCUCAGAGCAAUCUUUCACAGGGCUUGAUUGGUCAUGGGCUUUUUGGAGAAGAGGAUGAUGGGAAGGAUCCAACAUCACAGGCAUCUAAAACCAUUCGCAGACUAAGAAAGGCGGAAAAACGAGCUGCUGAAGCAAAGGCCAACCAUGAUCUUGACACGGCACUUGUGUUGAGAAUGGAGGUUCUGGCUUGGGCUAAAAUAUGUACAAGUAGCCCUUUGCGACCGCUGGCAGAGCUCAUUGGGAGAUCUCACCUCAACCUGGCUUGUGCUUAUUAUGACAAGGGACUAGCGGAGCAGGCAUUUCUGCAUUGUGUGAAGGUUGUGUCAAGACUCAAAAGGUAUUCUACGCCUUCCAACAUGGAGGGGACUUUCUGGAUCUUCUGCAAGGGAUGGUCAAAGAGGGGCAGAAGGGGGGAAGAGGAGGGGGAGGAAGACUCCGCUUCCUCCUUGUACUGGGCCCGGAUCCUGAAGAUUUGGGAGGAGAUAUUCCCGGCUAGAGUAAGGAAACCCAGGUCUAAGGAGGAGGUCCUCAGACAGCCUCUAUUCUGCAAUCCCUGGCUAAAAGACUCCCAAGGGAAGCCAAGGACACUGACAGCAAGAGAUACCAGAUGGGGCAACUGGGUGGAGCACGGGGUGUGGCAGAUUAAACACCUGUGGUCCCAAGAAGAAGGAAGGUGGAAAACAGGGAGGGAGCUAAGAGUCUCGAUGAAGGGUUGUCACAGGCUCACAGAAAACCUGAACGACAUCCUGAUUUCCAUCCCGCAGGAAUGGACCCAACUGUUGAGGGCACCGCACAAAUGGAUAUGGGGAGACUGGGCGGCUUGGAGCAACAGCACAACACCGGAACAUGCUUUCCGCAUACAUCAGGAGGUGGGUCCUGACAAUCAGUGGCUGGAGGGGGAAAUGUUUCCUAUUUUGUCUCCCGGCGCCACAGUUAGUCCUCUAGACAMGGCAGCGAAAGUAGCAGUCGCUAUCAGGAAGAAUGGGUUAAGGAAAAUAAGGGUGAUAGAGGAUGAUGRACUCACGGCGUUUGCUCCUACAAYGGCCAUACAGGAACUCGAGAUAGACCCGGCAGAGUGGGCAUGGAACAUAAAGGGGAGAGUUUCAGGAAUAACCACGAAAGUCAACAUCCUGCGGUACACAACCAAGUUGGGCUAUAAAUUAAGAGGGGGAUCGAUACAGACGGACCAACCCCUAGCCAUCAGAUGGGAAAAGCGUGAGGGGAUACCAAGUGGGCGGGUGGAGCAGCUCCCAUGGUCAAGGCUGCAAGCCAUAAGACUAGGUAAGGCCUUGCAGCAAUGUGAUAACUUCAGGGAGGACCCGAGAGCACACGCUUUGAUGGUUCUUGUUCUCACAGCACUGGCAAGAGCAAAGCUUUUGCUGGGAAGAUCAGAUUGUGCAGCAGACUGUUUGAAGUACCUUGAUCGGGCCAUGUCUACGAACCGUGUCCUUUACGGUGAGGAGGUUCUUUCAAACUAUCCCAUCCACAAUGCACUAGCAGAGGUUUACAUUUUUAUGGGAGACGCGAAGGCAAGAGGAGAGUCAGGAGAUGGGAAGGCGGCAGAAGCGCACGCCUCUUCUGAGGGUGGGGCUGGAGGACCAUCUAGAGGCCAAGCAGGUGAAGGAUCAACACAAAAAGGUGGCGACAACCCUGAAGGCCCUCAACCAACUGGCAGUGGCGAUCCCAAUGAUGCAGAGAAGCUGUACGCCAAAGCCAUCAGAGAGUUGCAGAAGGCACUGGAGCUUCUGGGACAUGCAUAUGGUGGCUAUCAUCCAGAGAUGGGCCCAAUCUAUGCCAAGCUAGCUCAGACAAAGGUAAAGAAGAGGGAGGACAGAGAUGCGGCAUCCAUGUACUUGAAUGCCCUCAAGUGUUAUGAGACGGAGAAGGUCGUUGACCAACGAGCCGUUGUGCAAUUGCGUUAUGAGCAUGGCAUACUCCUCAGCAGGCAAGAGCGCUACUCAGAGGCACUGGAGGAGCUGCGGAAGGCACGUGUAUACUGUGAGAAGAUUUGCGGCCCAGAAGAUCAAGCGACUUUCCGGGUCAUGAAGCAGAUUGGACUUGUGCAAUUCAAGUAUGGGGAGUUGCAGGAUUCGUUAGCGACGUACCAAACAAUACUGGAGAGGCAGAAGCUCCGAUACGGAAGCAAGAGCAUGCAAGUCGCUGAGACCCUCAAGUACAUAGGCAAUGUCCAAGUGGGUUUGGAACUGAUGGAGGAGGCGUGUGAAAGCUAUGAAACUGCCAUCAAGAUUAUGGUGACUCAUGUCGGCAAUAAUCAUGUGAGGGUUCGGGAAAUGAGGAAGCGGCUGGAUGACGUUCGAUCGCUUUGGAAGUCCUUGAAGCAAUUGUCAGCCCCUCAGACGCAACAAGUGGCGAGCGGUCAGAAGCGCUAUCGGGAUCGUAACUCGGAAACCGUGGACGCAAAGGCGCCACGUGGUGUCUCUGCCUCAACCUCAGCUCCCCCGGGGAAAGUCAAUAAUCCGCAGCAAUCCGGGCCUGGGACAACGAAUGCAGGUGCUCCUUCUUCAGGUCCUCAUCAACAGGGCACGAGCCACCAAAGCAACAAGACGAAAGGAUGUAAUCGGUAGUGAAGUGAUGGAGUUUGGGGUCCGAAAAGAUGGAUUUUUGAGAGAGGGUAUAUACUAUAUAGUAUAUACAAUGCUGCCAGACGUCGGCCUGAUCUGAAAGACUGAGGGUGAGGCGUCAUUGGUGGUACGUUCACGCUUAGAGAGCAUGCACGUGGCCAUAGACCAGGCGAGGUCUCCGGUUUCUUAGCACAAAAAUAGCACCAGUGGGGACCUGGCUCGAACUACCCGGGACCUUGUCUUAAAAAAAAGCUUAGGGAUCAUGCACGUGGCCACAGAAUGGGCGAGCGAGGUUUCUGGUUUCUUAGGACAAACAUAGCACCAGCGGGGGGCUGGCACUACCUACCCGGGACCUUGUCUUAAAAAAAAGCUUAGGGAGCAUGCACGUGGCCACAGAAUGGGCGAGCGAGCUGGCACUAACUACCUGGGACCUCGCCUUCAAACGCUCUCAGAAUUCCACUUGUUUGCGCAGGAGCACAUGAGAAGCUGAAGAGUGGGGACAACGCUCCGAGAUAUUUUCCCAAAAGACUCCCGAGGGACUGUCGGGACUUUUGCCAAGUUCCCACUGACCAACUGUCGCAAGUGAAAAAGAGACCCCAAGAUUUGCCUGAGGGCCCACUUUAUCUUUGGGCCCAUGCAGGGCAUGCAGAUGGAAGGUUUCGCGAUGAAAUGGAGGAGAUUUUGGAAGCAAAUGAAGAUGCGGACGAGGC